Messenger RNA from Triticum turgidum subsp. durum (durum wheat), 1359 nucleotides. The record is from the annotation of a GenBank genome assembly. NCBI's taxonomy places the organism in Eukaryota, Viridiplantae, Streptophyta, Magnoliopsida, Poales, Poaceae.
AUGUCAGACAAGGACGAGAAGAUCAACUCAUUGCGAGACAUGGGCUUUUCUGAAGAUGAAGCAAACAUGGCCAUUACGAUAUGUGGUGUGGAUGCUGAUCUCUCUGUAUUGGUCGACUCGAUUAGUGCAUCACAGGUUACAGAAGUUUGUCACUCUAGAAACUUAUCUGACCAUCAGGUUACAGCUAGAUGCUUCGAUUCCUUUGGAGGGAGAAAGAGGGCAAGAUUGAUUGAAGAGAGCAAGAAAAAGAGGAAGCGAUAUGGAGGUGGAGCACAAGGCAAACGACCUUCCUCGGAUGGCAGCGAUGAGGAAUCAAUGCCUCUCCCAAACCCAAUGGUUGGGUUUAACCUUCCUGGUUAUAGGGGACCAUCAAUGACCCGAGUGCUUCCUGAACUGGCUACCGGACCACCUUAUUUCUACUAUGAAAUGUGGCCAGAGCUCCAAAAGGUGUAUGGGCAAAAAUUACAAGAUUUCUGUUUGACAAUUGACAUCCAGCCUGAGUUUGUGGAUUCUCUUCAUCUGUGUGCAGCUGCCAGGAAAAGGGGAUAUAUCCACAAUUUGCCAACCGAGAAAAGAUCACCGCUUCUCCCUCUGCCUCCAAAGACAAUUUUUGAGGCAUUCCCUCAUUACAAGAAGUGGUGGCCAUCCUGGGACCAGAGAACGCACUUCAAUUGCUUGCAAACAUGUACGGCAAGUGCACCGGUGACAGAACGGAUCCAGCAGAAACUUUCAAGCUCAGGCAAUCCACCACCUCAAAGUGUACAGAAAUAUGUCAGGCAUCAGUGCUCAAAAUGGAACCUUGUUUGGGUUGGCAAAGACAAAGCUGCUCCAUUGGAACCUCAUGAGAUGGAGUAUCUUCUUGGUUUCCCAAAGGACCACACAAGAGGCUUCGGCAAGACACAGAGAUACAAGUCUCUCAGCAACUCAUUCCAAGUCGACACGGUCGCUUACCACUUGUCAGUGCUGAGGGACAUGUUUCCCAAUGGUAUUACUGUGCUAUCCUUGUUCACUGGCAUCGGAGGAGGAGAGGUCGCCUUGCACAAGCUUGGGAUCCACAGGGCAGUAGUUUCUGUUGAGAUAUGCAAAGCUAAUAGGAAGCUUUUGAGGAGUUGGUGGGAUCAAACCCAGACAGGCACGUUGAUUGAGAUAGCUGAUGUGAAAUCCCUCAAGGAUGAUGAAAUUGCAUCAUAUGUUAGUAGAUUUGGCGGCUUCGACUUGGUGAUUGGGGGCAGCCCACGUAACAAUCUUGCCGGAAGCAACCGGCACCAUCGUGAUGGCUUGGAGGGUGAGCACUCAUCUUUGUUCUAUGACUACUUUAGGACCUUGAAUUCCGUCAAGUCGGCUAUGGCGAACAUGUAG